UUUGUUUUGAAUUCAAACUGGUGAAGUGACUAAUGUUUUAAAUUUGCAAACGAUACAAUUUUCAUUGUUUUCUAUUGCUUUUCUUAGAUUUACAAAGCAAGUUUGUUGUAUCCAACGAAUUGUCAUUUUUAUCGGAAAUUGAUAUUAUUAUUGGAGAGUGAUUGAAAUCUUGUGCAAUAUACAUUUUUAUUUUAUUAUGGAAUGUGAUACAUUCACUUGCCUGGAUCCGUGUUUAGAAAAACAUUUAAAGGGUCAUCGUAAUAGUAUCACAGCAUUAUUUUAUAGCCCUAAUGAACAAAAAAUAGCAAGUAGCUCUUUAGACAACAGUGUUCUACUUUGGGAUCUGUCUGGUAAAAGUGGCAGAAGUUAUCGUUUCCUAGGACAUGAUGAAGCGGUUAUGGAUGUAACAUUUUCUCCAACUGGGAAGUAUAUGGCGUCAGCAUCUCGUGAUAAAACCGUAAGAUUGUGGGUGCCUACAGUAACUGGGAGCACGGGAAUGUUUAAGGCACAUUCACAAACUGUUCGCUCAGUUCAAUUUAGUCCUGAUGGUAGUAAGAUAUUGACAGCUUCAGAUGAUAAAAUAAUAAAACUCUGGUCAAGUGACAAGUACAAAUUCUUAGCAUCACUAGUUGGUCAUACAAAUUGGGUGAGGAGAGCUAUUAUGUCUCAAGAUGGGUCAAUCAUUGCUUCAUGUUCAGAUGAUAAGUCCACAAAACUUUGGAAUUCUGAGACUGGUGAAUGUAUUCAUACGUAUAAGGACCAGAAAGGUCAUGGGAUUUAUCUAGCAUGGCAUCCUUCUAGUUGCUAUGUCGCAGUUGGCACUACACAAGGCAAUAUUAAACUUUAUGAUGUAAGAACACAUACUUUAGUGCAGUAUUAUAGCAUUCACAGUGGUUCAGUUAAUCAACUUUCUUUUCAUCCUAGUGGCAGUUAUAUUUUAACUGCAAGCAAAGAUGGAACAAUGAAGAUAUUAGAUCUCUUAGAGGGUCAUCCACUAUUUACUUUAAGUGGACAUACAGGUUCAGUAAAUGCUGUAAAUUUUUCACCAAGUGGCAAUGGUUUUGCAUCAGCAGGAGAGGAUAAGCUAGGAGCGAAGAUAUGGUAUCAAUGCUAUCACAGCAAUAAGUACCCUGUUACUACUUUUUCACAUUUGGAUGAUUUUAAUGACACUUUGGAAACAGUGGUUAGUGAUUUACAUGGACCUAAUGCUCAUAGUACUUUAGUAGAUUCAAUUCCUAGUCAAGCUGAAUUUUUGAAUUCUCAAGAUAAUACUGGAAGACAGGAUACAGGAUCGCAAAUAAGGCAAUCAAUUGAUUGUUCAAACAAUGUAGGACAUAGCAGCCACAUUCCACGUUUACCACCUACAAGAACCACUUAUACAAUUCCAUCAAUCAUAAAUAAGUCAACUAAUCUAAUUAAUGAAAAUAGCAUUUAUGGUAUGAUUAAACUAGGCGACAAUGAUGUUUGCUAUACUAGUGGUACCAUAGAGUGGGUGGGAAGGAAGAGAAGCUUUCCAAUUAACAGUGGUUUUAAAGUGGUUAAUGAACAAAAUGUGAACAAUACUGAGCCAUUAUUGAAAAAAGUCAAGAGACUUAACAGAACAUACACUUGUGGGAUAGAUGAGUUCAAAGAAUGUGACUGUGGAGACGUGCUACCAACAGUAAAUGCAAUUGUGGAUCAUUUAAAUGCACUUCAUGAAGCAGUGGAUCUUGUUGAUUUAAGAUUAAACACUAUUGAGGGUGCUAUUGAAAAAAGUGGAUAGAUAGAAUUGAACAAACAAAUAAAAAUAUAUAUUUGAACAAAAUGUAUAUUAUUUAUUUAGGAAAUACUGUAGACACUGUGGUUAUUCAUAAUGACAUAUUUUAGUC
This is a messenger RNA of Zerene cesonia (dogface butterfly), 1868 nucleotides long. RefSeq names its product POC1 centriolar protein homolog A (gene Poc1). Gene Ontology annotation, cellular component: ciliary basal body; centriole. The coding region runs from base 197 to 1762 and encodes 521 amino acids. The transcript has 6 exons. The record is from RefSeq and is a predicted model, not a curated record. NCBI's taxonomy places the organism in Eukaryota, Metazoa, Arthropoda, Insecta, Lepidoptera, Pieridae. Gene Ontology annotation, biological process: cilium assembly. Gene Ontology annotation, molecular function: protein binding.